CCCCCCAAAAAAAAACUGUGAUGCCAAAUCUCUCAAUGGCAUUUCAUUCGUGGAUUUAUCGCUGGCUGUGAUCGUGCACUUAGAGAAGACCCGCUGUGUGCACGUUUGGUGUUUCUUGCGUUAAGUUUUUAGGAGAGAAUGCGCGUCAUUUUGCGAGGAUUGUCGAGGUGCCACCGGGAGUGAGAGUCGGGCAAUAUGCGCCUCUGGGAUAUGCUUUUCAACCGUAAGGCUUAUGGAAUAUAGCCCGGUCUGUCACAGCCUGUAUGCCCUCUGGUCCAGCCCCGUGAAGAAGAAACUAAUCCUGCUCAGCAUCAUGUUCUUAAUCUGGGUAUACAUGCUGUACUCCUGCGUGGGCUACUGCUCCACGAUGCCCAGCGUGGUGGCGGACGGUCACCGGGGCAAGGAGACCGGCGCGGCCGCGGGCAAGAGGACCGAGAGCGGCGGGGCGGACCUGGUGUCCAGACUGCUGGCCCAGCCGCAGCCGUGGGAGGACGUGGAGAGCGACUACGAGGAGCCGUCCGUCAGGACCGCGGCGUCCAGGGACCUGCUCAACGACGAGCUGGAGGCGGAGCGGGCCGACGAGUGGGACGGGAUGCGCGCGGAUCCGCGCAGAGCCCCGGAGCCCAGCGCCAUGUCCAGCUUCUCCAACGGCUCCGGCAGCAAGAAGCUGCCGCAGGCGAUCAUCAUCGGGGUGAAGAAAGGCGGCACCCGGGCUCUGCUGGAGUUCCUGCGGGUCCACCCGGACAUCAGGGCCGUGGGAGCGGAGCCGCACUUCUUCGACCGCAACUACGAGAACGGACUGGAGUGGUACAGGGAGCUGAUGCCCAAGACUCUGGAGGGCCAGAUCACCAUGGAGAAAACCCCCAGCUACUUUGUGACCAGAGAGGCUCCGUCCAGGAUAGCCGCCAUGUCCCGGGACACCAAGGUGAUCGUGGUGGUGAGGGACCCCGUCACCAGGGCCAUCUCGGACUACACGCAGACGCUGUCCAAGAAGCCCGACAUCCCCUCCUUCGAGAGCCUCACCUUCAAAAACAGGACCACGGGGCUCAUCGACACCUCGUGGAGCGCCGUGCAGAUCGGCAUCUACGCCAAGCACCUGGACAACUGGCUGCAGUACUUCCCCAUGGAGCAGAUCCUGUUUGUGAGCGGCGAGCGGCUGAUCAGCGACCCGGCCGGAGAGCUGGGCCGCGUGCAGGACUUCCUGGGCCUCAAGAGGAUCAUCACGGACAAGCACUUUUACUUCAACCAGACCAAGGGUUUCCCGUGCCUCAAGAAAGCCGAGGGCAGCAGCAAGCCCCACUGCCUGGGCAAGACCAAAGGGCGGACCCACCCCAACAUCGACCCCGAGGUGGUGCAGCGGCUACGGGACUUCUACCGGCCCUUCAACAUGAAGUUCUACCAGAUGACGGGGCAUAACUUUGGUUGGGAUUGAUGGGAAAAUCAUGAAAGACAACCAACAAAAAAAUUGUCGGUUGGUCAACAAGUUUUUUUUUUUUUUCUCUUCUGUAAUUCAAUGGCAAGACGUGGAGAUAUUGCUAUAUAUAUGUAAAAUGUACAGAAAUCUAUUUUAUAAUAAUUUAUUUUUAUUUCAAAGCAAUUAAUUCACUAAGCUGCCUAACCAUAUUUGUACAUAACAUCUGGCCCACAUGUUGUUUCUAACAUUCCUCAUUUUAAAUCUUGACUUCUCUCACCCUCCCUCCCCGUGGUCCUGUACACUCUGCGGAUUCAUUGGUGCGUCGAAAAAUGCAGAUAAUCAGCGUUUGACUGAAGCGUUUGCGGAAAGUAUAAAAGCACCACAUUACGGGUACAGAGUGCUCACGCAGCAGCGCCCUCGUUCAUACGUGCAUCAUACCGUCAUCCUUUUUCCGAACCCUCUCCUCGUGAGGGUGAUUCUCUCUGUAGCGCGUUUCGCCGCGAUCCGAUUCCCCCUCCACCGGGCCGCAGACCUCGUGUCCCUUUCCACUCGAUAACCGUUCAGAUCAAUGGGCCUAAUUGAUCCUCAUUGUGUCACUCAUGCUUAAAGCAAAACAGCUGCCCUUUCAUUCUGGGUGCUCCCGCUGCCCGCUCUAAUGAAUGACCCAUCCAUCAAACGCUAAAUCCCAUCCCCAGGACCACAUAAGGGCCCGUGUUAACGUUAUGCUAAUCGGGUAGAGGUAACUGGCAGAUCGAUCGGGCCCGCCGCUCUCCGGCUCCCCAUUAGAGGCGGCGUCGGGCUGAGGGCCAGGCUCUCUGCCCUAUCCGCUGAGUUCAAAGGUCGCACAAAGUCUCAAUCCCAUUUCCUUGAGAGGCAUUUGAUUUGCCGAGGCGCAGCGCCGAGGGGGUCAGGGGAAGGCCGUGUGUGUGCCUUGUUUCCACUUAAAAAUAAACAAAUGACACAUCUUUUGGGUGAGGAAUACCUGUCGGGAAUCCAGCAUAAAGGUAAAAAAAGAUCACACCAACUUGGCUUAACUGAAAGUCCACCGGGCCGCUCCUCCGAUCCCAGACUAAAGACAUCAAAGCAAGAGGAAAGGUUUCUGUGAUGCCCUCGCAAAAUGGCAAGAAUUGCCUCAGGCGGUGCGCGGGGGGGGCGUCAGUGUCUAACCUCUCUGGUGUUGUAAGAAAACCCCAUGUGCCAUCUUCCAUGGCCUAUAUACUUUAUGCCUUAUUCAGUCACACCUUCGCCCCCAACCGCUGGGUUGGUAUAACAUUUCACGCAGCUUGAGUUGCUAUCUUUGCGCGCCCCUCCCCCCCCCCCACCCCCUAGUCCCCCUACACCAGUUCUGUGUUUUUGUCAUUCUACUUGAAUUGUUGAUAUGCAAGAGGGAGAGAAUGCGUGGUUAUCAUUCUUUGGUGUGCAGCGGCUGGCCCGUAUAUAACGGAGACGGCCCCGCUUUGCUAUGCUAUGCUAUGCUAUGCUACGCUACGCUAUGCUACGCUGUGCUACGCUAUGCUAUGCUAUGCUCAAUGUUGUGGCACGCAUAAAAAUGCAGGGAUAAUGGUAAGGGAUAAUUAGCAUCCAGAGGAGGGCUGUAUGUGUUUAAGCAGGGCCAAGACUGAAUGUACACAAUCUAUCCUCACACUAAAAGUCCAUUUCUAAGAUCAGAUUGUCACUCCGUCAUAGUUUAAAGUCACAUUUGAUUGUGUCUCUCUUGUUUUCAAGUAAGGAAACUUGGUGUGCCUCUUUAAAUAUCCACACAACACAGUCAGCCUACUCUUGUCAUGAACCCAAUUCAGCUAUUUCACUUAUUUUCCAGUUUAAACCAGCUGCCUGGUUUAGCCUCCAACCAAUGUUUGGGAUGAGGGGAGAUGGAGGUUUUUGCUGUAGUGCCAUUCUUUACGUUCACUCAGUUUGAGCAAAGGUACUCUGAGUGAGGAUUUAUGGAGAGAAAGCCUUCAUCUCCUUUUCUUCUUAGUGCAAUUUUGUAUUAUUAAAAAGAAAGCAUUUAUGAUGACCUCUCUCAGCGAGCUGUCAUAUUCUGGAAGGAAAGUCUGACAUUUCCACUGUAAUUGAUGGAAUGGCAUUUGAAUUCCGGUCAGGUUCAUGUAAUUGAGGGGAAUAUAUGGAAGAAAAAAAAAACUACUUGCACUCAUGGGUUUACUCCGUGUUGCUGCAUCGGUUAUGGUUGAGUUUUAUUCAACCUGCUGUGAGAUCUAAAAAUGUUACAAAUGUUUGUUUUACCCACAUAUAAUAUUUAGA
This is a messenger RNA of Pungitius pungitius (ninespine stickleback), 3676 nucleotides long. Its product is annotated as heparan sulfate glucosamine 3-O-sulfotransferase 3B1-like. NCBI's taxonomy places the organism in Eukaryota, Metazoa, Chordata, Actinopteri, Perciformes, Gasterosteidae. The transcript is spliced from 2 exons. The coding region runs from base 233 to 1432 and encodes 399 amino acids. Gene Ontology annotation, molecular function: [heparan sulfate]-glucosamine 3-sulfotransferase activity. The record is from RefSeq and is a predicted model, not a curated record.